Gopherus flavomarginatus (Mexican gopher tortoise) is the source of this 9031-nucleotide messenger RNA. RefSeq names its product sodium channel protein type 2 subunit alpha-like. The transcript is spliced from 28 exons. The record is from RefSeq and is a predicted model, not a curated record. Gene Ontology annotation, biological process: neuronal action potential; sodium ion transmembrane transport; membrane depolarization during action potential. The coding region runs from base 373 to 6342 and encodes 1989 amino acids. Gene Ontology annotation, cellular component: plasma membrane; axon; voltage-gated sodium channel complex. Gene Ontology annotation, molecular function: voltage-gated sodium channel activity. Lineage: Eukaryota; Metazoa; Chordata; Testudines; Testudinidae.
UGCUCAGAGGGAGACACGAGCCAGAGCUAAAAUGAUUAGGACAUUACCACUGGGAACUGAAGUAAAAUUCAAGGCGCAUCUUGAUGAAAGAGAAUUUUGAGUGGAAUUCUGGCAAUUAAGAAGUCUAAAAUAACAGGCAGACAGUCUGCUCCUGCGGCUCCUGCUACUCAGGAGAUAAAUCCCAUUGAUAUUGUGGCAGAAGUGGAUCCUUAUGCAGUGAUCUUCAAAGGAGCCUAUGGGAGUUAGGCACCUAGUUUCCUCAGGUGUCUUUGAAAAAUCUCAACCUUAAUGUUUUAGACAGUUUGCUUUUUCAGUUGCUGAACUUUCUUAUACAAGAGGCUAAACAUUAAUUAAAAUUUGCAGAAUGAAAAGAUGGCGCAGGCACUGCUGGUACCACCGGGACCUAACAGCUUCUUCUACUUCACUAGAGAGUCUCUUGCAGCUAUUGAACAACGUGUCACUGAAGAAAAAGCUAAUUGUCUCAAAGAAGAUCAUAAAGAUGAUGAUGUCAAUGACAAAAAUGGCCCAAAGCCAAAUAGUGACUUGGAAGCAGGAAAGACACUGCCAUUUAUUUAUGGUGACAUACCUCCGGGAAUGGUGUCUGAGCCCUUGGAGGACCUGGACCCAUAUUACAUCAAUAAAAAGACUUUUAUAGUAUUGAAUAGAGGGAAGGCAAUCUUCCGAUUCAAUGCCACACCUGCCUUGUACAUUUUAUCUCCUUUCCAUCCUCUUAGAAAAGCAGCUAUCAAGAUUUUAGUUCAUUCAUCAUUCAGCAUACUUAUUAUGUGCACUAUUCUGACUAACUGUGUAUUUAUGACAAUGGAUAAACCUCCAGAUUGGGCAAAGAAUGUUGAGUACACUUUUACUGGAAUUUAUACAUUUGAAUCCCUUAUAAAAAUUCUUGCAAGAGGCUUCUGUAUAGGUCAUUUUACUUUUCUUCGAGACCCCUGGAACUGGCUUGAUUUUACUGUUAUUGCAUUUGCAUAUCUGACAGAGUUUGUGGACCUGGGCAAUGUCUCAGCAUUGAGAACAUUCAGAGUUCUCCGAGCAUUGAAAACAAUAUCUGUCAUUCCAGGCUUGAAGACUAUUGUAGGAGCCCUAAUUCAGUCUGUGAAGAAGCUCUCAGAUGUAAUGAUCCUGACUGUGUUUUGUCUGAGUGUAUUUGCACUAAUAGGGCUGCAGCUGUUCAUGGGCAACUUGAGGCAUAAAUGUUUGCUGUGGCCCUUAAAUGUAUCUUCUUCUGAAAAUAGAUUUGCUUCAUUCUUCAUUAAUGACACAGUGUUUGACUGGAAGGCAUACAUUGAAAACGAAAAUAAUUUUUAUAGUUUAGAGGGACAAAAAGAUGCCUUGCUUUGUGGUAAUAGCUCCGAUGCAGGUCAAUGUCCAGAAGGAUAUACAUGUAUAAAAGCUGGUAGAAACCCCAACUAUGGCUACACGAGUUUUGACACGUUCAGCUGGGCAUUCUUGUCACUGUUUCGACUGAUGACUCAGGAUUACUGGGAAAACCUUUAUCAACUGACGCUACGUGCUGCUGGCAAAACUUACAUGAUAUUUUUUCUUCUGGUGAUUUUCCUGGGCUCUUUCUACCUAAUUAACUUGAUCCUGGCGGUUGUUGCCAUGGCCUAUGAAGAACAGAAUCAAGCAACCCUAGAAGAGGCAAAGCAGAAGGAGGCAGAAUUUCAGCAGAUGCUUGAACAGCUGAAAAAGCAACAAGAAGAAGCUCAGGCAAUAGCAGAAGCGGCAGCUGAGUUUAGAGAUUUUGGUGGCGAAGACAGGAUUUGUGGGCUCUCGGAGAGUUCUUCAGAAGCAUCAAAGUUGAGCUCAAAGAGUGCUAAAGAAAGGAGAAACAGAAGGAAGAAAAGAAGACAGAGAGAGCUUUCUGGAGGAGAGGACAAGUUGGAUGAUGAAAAGUUUCCCAAAUCUGAUUCAGAAGGCAAUAUCAGAAGAAAAGGUUUCCGUUUCUCUUUGGAAGGGAAUAGACUGACAUAUGAAAAGCGUUUCACUUCCCCCCACCAGUCUUUGCUGAGCGUUCGUGACUCCUUGUUUUCUCCAAGGCGCAACAGCAGAACGAGUCUUUUCAGCUUUAGAGGUCGAGUAAAGGAUGUAGGAUCAGAAAAUGACUUUGCAGAUGAUGAACAUAGCACUUUUGAAGAGGAUAGCAGAAGAGGUUCUCUUUUUGUGCCACUCAGACAUGAACGGCACAAUAGUAACAUUAGUCAGGGCAGUAGGUCAUCAAGGAGGCUUCCAGUGAAUGGGAAGAUGCAUAGUAGUGUGGACUGCAAUGGAGUGGUUUCCUUGGUUGGUGGACAAACAUCACUCUUGUCGCCUACUGGACAGCUUCUGCCAGAGGUGAUAAUAGAUAAACCAACUACUGAUGACAAUAGCACCACUUCAGAAAUAGAAAUAAAGAAGAGAAGGUCAAGUUCUUAUAAAAUAUCAAUGGAUUUGCUGGAAGAUCCAACUAUCAGGCACAGAGCAAUGAGUAUAGCCAGUAUACUCACAAACACAAUGGAAGAACUUGAAGAAUCCAGGCAAAAAUGCCCACCAUGCUGGUAUAAAUUUGCCAACACUUUCUUGAUCUGGGACUGUUGGGCUCCUUGGUUAAAAGUAAAACAUAUUGUUAGUUUGAUUGUGAUGGAUCCAUUUGUUGAUCUUGCUAUUACCGUCUGCAUUGUUUUAAACACACUGUUUAUGGCCAUGGAAUAUUAUCCAAUGACUGAACACUUCCACAAUGUGCUUUCAGUAGGAAACCAGGUUUUUACCGGGAUCUUCACAGCAGAAAUGGUUCUCAAGUUAAUUGCCAUGGAUCCUUAUUAUUAUUUCCAAGUAGGCUGGAAUAUUUUUGAUGCGUUUAUUGUUUCCCUUAGUUUGCUGGAGCUUUUUCUUUCUAAAGUGGAUGGACUAUCAGUUCUCCGAUCAUUCAGAUUGUUGAGAAUUUUCAAGUUGGCAAAAUCGUGGCCCACACUAAACAAGCUGAUAAAGAUUAUUGGUAACUCAGUGGGGGCUUUGGGAAAUUUGACGUUGGUGCUGGCCAUCAUUGUCUUCAUUUUUGCUGUGGUUGGUAUGCAGCUGUUUGGUAAAAGCUACAAGGAUUGUGUCUGCAAGAUAUCCAAGGAAUGUGUACUUCCACGCUGGCACAUGCAAGACUUCUUCCACUCUUUCUUAAUUGUAUUCCGAGUGUUGUGUGGAGAAUGGAUAGAGACUAUGUGGGACUGUAUGGAGGUUGCCAGCCAAGCCAUGUGCCUUAUCGUUUUCAUGAUGGUCAUGGUGAUUGGAAAUCUAGUGGUACUGAACCUGUUUUUAGCCUUGCUGCUGAGCUCAUUUAGUUCAGACAACCUUGCUGCUAUAGACGAUGAUAAUGAAACGAACAAUCUGCAGAUCGCAGUGGCAAGGAUUCAGAGGGGAAUAGAUUAUGUGAAAAGAAAAGCAUGUGAAUGUAUCCAAAAAACCUUUGUUAGAGGACAAAAAGACAUCGAUGAAGUAAGAUCAACCAGUCAGCUAAACAACAAGGAAGACAACUACACUGCCAACCAUACUGUAGCUGAAAUGAAUAAACAUCUGAAUAAUCGCAAAGAUAAUAAUGGAACCACUGGUGUUGUAGGCAACCAUGAUUAUGCAUCAUUCAUACACAACCCAAGCCUCACUGUGACUGUACCAAUUGCUAUUGGGGAAUCGGAUUUUGAACCUUUAAAUACAGAAGAGUUUAGCAGCGAGUCAGAGCUGGAGGAAAGCAAAGAGAAAUUAAAUAUUUAUAGCUCAUCUGAAGGUAGUACAAUUGAUAUAAAUUACCUUGGAGAAGAAAAAGCAAAUUUUGAAUCAGAAGACGCACUAGAACCAAAGGCCUGUUUUACAGAAGGCUGUGUACGGAAAUUCAAGUUCUGUCAAGUCAGCCUAGAAAAUAAGAAAGGAAAAAUCUGGUGGAAUCUUCGAAAAACCUGCUAUAAGAUAGUAGAACACAACUGGUUUGAAACCUUCAUUGUCUUCAUGAUUCUCCUCAGCAGUGGUGCUCUGGCUUUUGAAGAUAUAUAUAUUGAUAAGCAUAAGACUAUCAAGAUCGUGCUAGAAUACGCUGAUAAGGUCUUCACUUACAUCUUCAUUCUGGAAAUGGUGCUAAAAUGGGUGGCCUAUGGUUUUCAAACCUAUUUUACUAAUGCCUGGUGCUGGCUGGACUUCCUGAUUGUUGAUGUUUCGUUGAUAAGCUUAACAGCUAAUGCCUUGGGCUACUCUGAACUUGGCCCAAUUAAAUCACUUCGAACGCUACGAGCUUUGAGACCUUUGAGAGCCUUGUCGCGAUUUGAAGGAAUGAGGGUGGUUGUGAAUGCCCUUUUAGGAGCAAUACCAUCUAUUAUGAAUGUACUUCUGGUUUGUCUUAUAUUCUGGCUAAUUUUCAGCAUAAUGGGAGUAAAUUUGUUUGCUGGCAAGUUCUUCUCCUGUGUUAACACUACAAGUGGUAACCCUUUUCCAAGAGAAAAGAUUGAGAAUAAAACUGAGUGUGAGAAUUUUAUGAAAAGCCAUGAAGAUGUCCUGUGGAAAAACGUGAAAGUAAACUUUGAUAAUGUUGGAGCUGGCUAUCUUUCUCUGCUGCAAGUAGCUACAUUUAAAGGAUGGAUGGAUAUCAUGUAUGCAGCUGUUGAUUCCACAGAUGUAGGCCAGCAGCCCAAGUAUGAAGAAAGCCUGUAUAUGUAUUUUUACUUUGUCAUCUUUAUCAUCUUUGGGGCAUUCUUCACUUUGAACCUUUUCAUUGGUGUCAUCAUAGACAACUUCAACCAACAAAAAAAGAAGCUUGGAGGUCAAGACAUCUUCAUGACAGAAGAACAGAAGAAAUAUUACAAUGCAAUGAAAAAGCUGGGAUCCAAGAAACCACAAAAACCUAUACCUAGACCAGCGAACAAAUUCCAAGGUUUGAUGUUUGAUAUUGUAACAAAACAAGCAUUUGAUAUCAGCAUCAUGAUUCUUAUCUGCCUCAACAUGGUCACAAUGAUGGUAGAAACUGAUGACCAGAGUGAUGAGAUGAAACAUAUUUUAUACUGGAUUAACAUGGUCUUUAUUGUCCUUUUCACUGGAGAAUGUGUCCUCAAACUAAUUUCACUCCGUUAUUACUACUUCACCAUAGGCUGGAACAUUUUUGAUUUUGUGGUUGUCAUUCUCUCCAUAGUAGGUAUGUUUUUAGACAAGGUGAUUGAAAAGUAUUUUGUGUCCCCCACCUUGUUCAGAGUUGUCCGACUCGCCAGAAUAGGUCGAAUCCUGCGUCUCAUUAAGGGUGCUAAAGGGAUCCGCACUCUGCUUUUUGCUUUGAUGAUGUCUCUUCCCGCUUUGUUUAACAUUGGUCUCCUGCUUUUCCUGGUCAUGUUUAUCUAUGCUAUAUUUGGAAUGUCCAAAUUUGCUUAUGUUAAGAAGGAAAGUGGGAUUGAUGACAUGUUCAACUUUGAAACGUUUGGCAACAGCAUGAUCUGCCUAUUUCAGAUUACCACAUCUGCUGGUUGGGAUGGCUUGUUAGCACCAAUUCUUAACAGUGGAGAACCGGACUGUGAUCCUAAUAAACCUCACCCAGGAAGCUCUGUUAAAGGAGACUGUGGUAACCCUCCAGUUGGGAUUUUCUUUUUUGUCAGUUAUAUUAUCAUCUCAUUUCUAGUUGUAGUAAACAUGUAUAUUGCUGUUAUUUUGGAGAACUUCAGUGUUGCUACGGAAGAAAGUGCUGAGCCCUUGAGUGAGGAUGACUUUGAGAUGUUCUAUGAGGUUUGGGAAAAGUAUGAUCCAGAUGCAACCCAGUUUAUAGAAUACAGUAAACUAUCUGAUUUUGCAGCCUCUUUGGAUCCUCCUCUUCUUAUAGCAAAACCAAACACUCUUCAGCUUAUUGCAAUGGAUCUGCCCAUGGUAAGUGGUGACAGAAUUCACUGCCUUGACAUCUUGUUUGCUUUUACAAAGCGUGUUUUGGGGGAAAGUGAUGAGAUGGAUGCACUUCGAAUACAAAUGGAAGAUCGUUUUAUGGCGGCCAAUCCUUCUAAAGUCUCCUAUGAACCAAUUACCACCACAUUAAAACGAAAACAAGAGGAAGUAUCCGCUACUGUUAUUCAGCGAGCUUACAGACAUUACCUUUUAAAGCAAACGGUGAAAAAAGUUUCAUUUAUGUAUCACAAAGGAAAGCAUGGUUUGCCUAUCAAAGUAGAUAUGACUCUGGAUAAGCUAAGUGAAAACUCAGCUGCAGAAAAAACAGAUAAAACCCCCUCCACAACUUCUCCACCUUCCUACGAUAGUAUAACAAAGCCAGACAAAGACAAAUAUGAAAAAGACAAUUCAGAAAAAGAAGACAAAAGUAAGGACACCAGGGAAAGUAAAAAGUAAAAGAAAACAAAGAAUUCCAUUCAUCACCAAUGGUUUACAGCUUGAGAAAGUGACAUUUAUGUCAAUAGGGCUCCUGUAGGAGGUCUACACCAAAGUGACAGCUUUUACACAUACAUGCACAUACACACCCUUUAAGGUCAGUGCCUAUAUCAAGACAGUGACCCCUUGUCAUCAAACUAUGACUCUGUAGGGUAACAGCUUUGCCAAGAGAUUAUUAUUACUAGCUGGUACUGAUGAAGAGGAGACACAACAUUGCUAUUCAGACUGUUAGGAACAUUAAAGGAUGCAAAUCUAUAAUUCUUAAAAUGCGUGUGUGUUAACAACAAAUACUUCAGCGGCGUAAUUAUAUCCAUUCUCUGCAUUUCAAUGGCUACAUUUGUCCUACUUUUAAAAUGUCUGUUGGUGCAGUCAUUUGUCUUAAUUCACAGAUUUUUAUAUGUGGUUCUUUUAUGUUGGGAAAAGGAGAUAUGUGCUCUUUCACAGGUAUUCAAGUGUCAGAUACUAUUUAUGCGGCAUGGUUCUUAACAAGCUAAUUAAAAAGUGAGGUCCCUGCCCCGUGACCUUAAACCUAAAUCUGAUCAGUGCCAUCACAAAAAGAUGACAAGACCAUGGGGAAUAUAAACAAGAUAUCAAUAAAUACCAGUAGAGCAGUCUGCCCUUAGAAGAGGGUAAUUAUUCUCACAGACAGCUGAUUCGUUUAUUAGUUCCACUUUUUUCUUUUUGGUUACUUAGUUUUUGGUUUUCUUAAAAAACAUUUUUACCUAUUAUUUUAAAGUCUAUAUUUGGUGAGUUCGGAUUGAAGUGAUUUGCAUGAAGGCAUGCUGUACUUAUUGCUCAUGCAUGGAAACAUAUGACCUCACAAAGAGCAGCAGAGUUCUAACUACUUCCAGAUUUCAGGCUGGCUCUUAAUUUUGAAAUAUUUUAACUAUCAUGAAAUAAAACAUCCAGAAAAAUAAUAAAUAUAAAGUAAAAAAGAAUACCCAAAAAUGGAACAGUCAUUUUUUUUGUUUGGUUGGUUUGGUUUCUUUUGGUUUGUUUGUUCAUUUGUUUUUUGCCUUUUAAUAUAGACAAUUACAUUUCAGCAGUGCAGUCCAUAUUUUACUCUAAGGUCUGGAGCUACAUUCUGUCUCUGCUUCUCUUAUUCUUAUGAGUAAAACCCAUUUAAGAUAAAGGGAGUAACAUGUGCAGAUCAAUGGGAAUGUUAAGCACCAUUGGGACAAAUACUGCCUUGCUUUAUACCUUAUGCCAACAACCCAACCUUGUUAGAAUCAUAGAAUAUCAGGGUUGGAAGGGACCUUAGGAGGUCAUCUAGUCCAACUCCCUGCUCAAAGCAGGGCCAAUCCCCAGACAGAUUUUUGCCCCAGAUCCCUAAAUGGCCCCCUCAAGGAUUGAACUCACAAGCUUGGUUUAGCAGGCCAAUGUUAGAGUUGCAAAGGGGAGACAUGGCAGGGGAAGGUGUAAAUUAGGGAAGAAUUUGGUCCCCAUAUGUUUUUGUCAAGUGUUCUGCAAUAUGAAAUGAAUCUUCCUCAAACACUGAAAUGUUCAAAUAGGUGUAGUUAUUCUGCUUUAUGCUGCAGUAUUUUUUAAAUGUCAUCUGUUCUCAGCAAGGCUGACAUUGUAAUUGUCAAUGAAAUGGCUUUUGAUAUUUAAAUCGUUUGACACAGUGGUACAUGUUUGAGCAAGCAAAUAACGACCUGACCGCAGUAUUUAUUACAUUAUGUACCUUAAUAAGUCGAGUUUGCAAACUUUCAACAGGUAAUAUGUUAUAUUCUGUACAAUUAUAAAUAAUUUGAAGGUUGUCACUGAUGCAUGUUUAUCUGUAUCUUAUACCUUGUUGCUGUAUCUUACAUCAUCCAAAGUUCGGAAGUCUGAUAUGGGAAGCCAUGUGUCAGUGGAAAAGUGAAACAAAUUGUUCACCAGACAUCAUUCUUCAUGUCAGUAAGCAAUAGUUUGCUGCUAUUUAAGAGCUUAUUUUUAUUUAAUUUUAAAAAAUAUAUCAUGCAGUGUAUAAUUGGACUAUACAGGACAUGUAAACUGUUUAACUUGUUGAAAAUGUGGGGUUAGAAAACAGUUUUGUAAAAAAAACUAUAUUAUUUUUCAAAAUCACUUUAUUUUUCAGCAUUUUGUACCUAUAAGCAGCUACAGUUAUCCUCAAGUUGUUGUCAGUCAUUUUUUUGGUCAUUUCUACUCCUUUUUCGUUAAGAAAUUUAAGCUAUGAAGAAAUGAAUAGGUAGUUGUACACUUCUGCUUAUUAUUAUAGUUGAACAUAUUUUAGUAUGAAAUAAUUUUAAAUAAAAUAGGGACCAGAGUUCACUUGCUUCUGAGUAGGUUGUUCCUUGUAUGUGGAAAAAGAAUGGAGAAAUUGGUUGAAUUUCUAGCGCUGCCUGCAUCUGAAGUUUUGAGGUAGUCUUAUUCAUGGAAUCCUUGAUCUUUCACAGUGUCUGUUUAUAUAGACUGUUAUUCUUGUUGAUUCAUGAUGCACUAGAAGUGUUUAAAGUAUAAUAUGGGAUCUACAAUCUUAUUUUCACAAGAACCAAGUAGUGAACUUGUAUAAUGCAUCACAUCAGGAUGUUUUUGUUUCUUACUCAAGGUGGAGUUAAACAUAGACGACUCCUUUUACUAAAACUAUUGACAUGUAAUGUAUUGAUGAACUGCAUGCCAGAAAAUGUUUUCCUAUAAAUACAUUACU